AUGCCAGCCGAACAAACCUUCCACAUUCCAUCGGACUUCUCCAGAAUUCCAAUUGAAUUCGUGGCUCUCCAGGACACUGGAGCUGUUCUCACCCAUAGUCGCAAAGGGUUUGUGGCAGUUGGAGAGAGGAAAACUGAAGUUCCAGUGGUUGACUUCGUUGACUCUCCAGAGGUUGGAGUCCUUGAGAACACCUUCACUAUGCAAUGGCAAGCGAUCGGAAACACUACACAAGUUCAUUUCACUGGUACCGGAGGAUCAUUGGCUGGAGGUGAAGGAAAUCCAGGAGUUCUGAUCAUUGACGAUGAAAUGAUCAAAGUGAAUCUUCUCCAAAAGAGAAUCGACGGAUCAUUCUACUUGGAAGCCAACGAAGAUUUCUUGAUGAUUGUAGCAAAGUCAAAGGCAAAUGGAUCACCUGAUGUGGAGACUCUUCAAGCAUCCCAGUUCCCAGCCAGCGGGGUCAAACUUCCAAUCGGCUACUGGCACUCAGUGCCAUUCCCAAUCCCAGGAGCCGGAAAACUUCAUUUGGUUGAGUUGGUGGCCAAGACAGACAAAAAUGCCGUUAUCAAUGUUGCCGAGACCACUGGUGCCCCACUCAGGAUCCCAAUCAAGACUGUAGUGGAUGACGAUGAGCAAAAUGACUCAGCAUAA
This is a messenger RNA of Caenorhabditis briggsae, 648 nucleotides long. Lineage: Eukaryota; Metazoa; Nematoda; Chromadorea; Rhabditida; Rhabditidae. The coding region runs from base 1 to 648 and encodes 215 amino acids. The record is from RefSeq and is a predicted model, not a curated record. The transcript is spliced from 5 exons.